Molecule: messenger RNA, 1299 nt
Organism: Alternaria rosae
Lineage: Eukaryota; Fungi; Ascomycota; Dothideomycetes; Pleosporales; Pleosporaceae
Exons: 2
Coding region: 1-1299 (432 amino acids)
Source: RefSeq, a predicted model, not a curated record
AUGUCGUAUUUCAAUAUCGAGGUUGAGCCCAUCCGCUAUAACAGCCGAUGUGUUGGUUUUACCGAGUGGGUCUCCUUGUUCACUUUGUGUCUUGCCCCAUUGAUCGCUCAUAUCGUAUCUGGUACACCUACAAUAUCGCAUCUGACAGAUCGACGCCCUAGAUGGUACGAUCGGCUAUGCAGCUACAACCCUACAUCUAUAAUCUGGAGAUACGCUGCGAUAGCCGAUCGGCGCAUUCGCGCUGUCCAGUGGAGUCGUCAUGACUUAGCAGCCACCAACGCGAUAUUCUGGACCUCGAACGGAUGGAAUGGCGGGGAAGAGAUGGUUACUGCCUGUGCUCCGCACUGCUUACGUUUGCCAGAGCACACCCACGUUGAAAUCGCCUCGUUGACAACGUUAAAGACCGUCAUCACAACACUCCAGGGCGUAUCGGCACUCUAUUUACUUAUUGGGGCCAUGUCCGGAGCCGCACUUCCCGGCGUCGCUAUUGGAUUCGGGAUCGACGCGGUCUUCUUCCCGUUGGCCAUUCUCGGUCUGCUGCGAUUAUGCGCUGCAAUGUGGCUAACAGAGGACUUUGUAUACCAGCGAGACGGUUUACGGAACAUCACCCCAACUGAGACAAUCGUGCAGACGCACCGGACUCUCUUGCCUAAGGAUAAUGGUAUGGAACUCGAUCGACAACCGACAGCAUUGGAACCGCUCAUAACAUCGCCAUUCGAAACAGCUGGAUUCAAAUCUCCCGCACAAUCCUGGAAAAGCCAUCUCUUUCGCAUCUUCUUCCUUCUUCUCCUUGGAGGCGUUUGGACAUUAGCUCUUCUUAUCAUUACCCCGGUGUUGGGAGGCACGCUCUUCUUCACAACGACUACCUUUGUACUCGGGUUGUUCUACUUCGUUUUCAUCACCGUUUCCCUGAUACUGUACACCUUCUACUUCAUUCGCGGUCAAACGACGACUACGAUUUUGCCCUGUAUCUCCAGCACAUGGUACCGGAUGUAUACUCUGCUGCUUAUGGGUCUUAUGGUAGUUCUCAUUGUCAUUGCAAGUAUAGAAACGAAUAAGAGUCCCACCGGGUUGUACACUAGUGCGGACUUGGGAACAGAUUUGGCAUGUGCAGACUCAAGCCAGUGGUGGCAAUUGCCGCCUUCCAGUCGGUGGAUAGGAGUUGCGACAGACAAAGAACUGGAUGAAAGGUGGCUUAUACGGAAUCAGACCAGCCUCGUUGUGAAGGGUCCUCAAGAAACGGAGUUCUGGUUGUAUAACUUCACUGGCUUCUGCACAGGACAUGUCAACGAUAUGUAA